Messenger RNA from Manihot esculenta (cassava), 3954 nucleotides. Its product is annotated as calcium-transporting ATPase 10, plasma membrane-type. The transcript is spliced from 38 exons. The record is from RefSeq and is a predicted model, not a curated record. Bases 343 to 3564 code for a protein of 1073 amino acids. Gene Ontology annotation, molecular function: ATP hydrolysis activity; P-type calcium transporter activity; ATP binding. Lineage: Eukaryota; Viridiplantae; Streptophyta; Magnoliopsida; Malpighiales; Euphorbiaceae. Gene Ontology annotation, cellular component: intracellular membrane-bounded organelle; membrane. Gene Ontology annotation, biological process: calcium ion transmembrane transport.
UUGUCUUAAUCUCUUCUGCUCUGAUCUGUUUGGUGGCGUUGGUGUUGUUCUUCUUCUUCUCACUUUCUGACAGUUUCUGCAGCAAAAGCACAUAAUAUCUUUCCAUUGCUGGAAAAAGAAACAAAGAAGAAACUCUUCGUUUCCAGGAUUCUCGAGUUGACUAGCUUCUGCAAGUUUUCUUUUUUGCUAUUGGUUCUCUUGUACUGUGUGUUUCUUCUUUAUAUUUUCAAGAAAGAAAGAAAGAGAGUUUUUCAGGAAUUGGCUGUUCUUGCAUUUCCCUGGAGAAGCGUCAACACUUUUGAGGUGUGAAAUUGAAAAGCCGCUUGCGUUUUACGUAUAUAAAUGGAUAGUCCGUUCAAGUCUUCGCCGUAUCGCCGGCGACGUGAUCUAGAGGCCGGAGACCCCUCCACCGAUGAUGAGUCCUCCGGUCCCUUUGACAUUCUAAGUACUAAAAACGCCUCUAUUGAACGUCUUCGCCGUUGGAGGCAAGCUGCACUUGUGCUUAAUGCUUCUCGUCGUUUUCGCUACACCCUGGACUUGAAGAAGGAAGAAGAGAAGCAGCAAAUUUUAAGAAAGAUAAGAGCACAUGCACAAGUCAUACGAGCUGCAUAUCGUUUUAAAGCAGCUGGGGAACAAGCAAAUGGAAACGUAGAAUUACAUGCAACCCCUACAGGUGAUUUUGGAAUUGAUCAAGACCAACUUUCCACAAUGACAAGGGACCAUAAGCUUGAAUUUCUAGAGCAAAUUGGGGGGAUAAAAGGGCUUUCUGAUAUUUUAAAAACAAAUAUUGAGAAGGGGAUCUAUGGAGAUGAUGCUGAUUUACUGAAGCGAAAGAACGCAUUUGGAUCAAACACAUAUCCACAGAAAAAAGGGAGGAGUUUCUGGAUGUUCCUCUGGGAAGCUUGGCAAGAUCUUACUUUAAUCAUAUUGAUGGUGGCUGCUGUGGCUUCUUUGGUGCUGGGUAUAAAGACAGAGGGUAUUAAGGAGGGAUGGUAUGAUGGGGCCAGCAUUGCUUUUGCAGUUAUUCUUGUCAUUGUUGUGACAGCUGUAAGUGAUUACAAACAAUCCCUUCAGUUCCAAAAUCUAAAUGAGGAGAAGAGAAAUAUACAUAUGGAGGUUAUUAGAGGGGGUAAAAGAGUUAAUGUUUCAAUAUAUGAUAUUGUUGUUGGAGAUGUCGUGCCCCUCAAUAUCGGUGACCAGGUACCUGCUGAUGGAAUUUUAAUCACUGGUCACUCUCUUGCAAUUGAUGAAUCUAGCAUGACUGGAGAAAGCAAGAUCGUUCACAAGAGUUCCAGGGAACCAUUUCUGAUGUCAGGCUGUAAAGUGGCUGAUGGCAGUGGCACUAUGCUGGUGACAAGUGUUGGUAUUAACACUGAGUGGGGGUUGCUUAUGGCUAGCAUUUCAGAAGACACUGGUGAAGAGACACCCUUGCAGGUGCGCUUAAAUGGAGUUGCGACUUUUAUUGGUAUUGUUGGACUGACUGUGGCUCUGCUUGUCUUGGUUGUCCUUAUGAUCAGAUUCUUUACUGGUCAUGGGAAGGAUCCAGAUGGAAAAAUUCGGUUUAAAGCGGGUAAAACUAGUGUUAGUGAUGCAGUAGAUGGAGCCAUUAAAAUCCUUACUGUGGCGGUCACCAUCGUUGUAGUUGCAGUGCCUGAAGGUCUUCCUUUAGCUGUUACUUUAACUCUUGCCUACUCUAUGAGAAAAAUGAUGGCAGAUAAGGCCUUGGUGCGCAGGCUUUCUGCCUGUGAAACCAUGGGUUCUGCAACAACCAUUUGCAGUGACAAGACUGGAACUUUAACCCUGAAUCAGAUGACUGUUGUUGAUGCUUAUGUCGGUGGCAAAAAAGUUGAUCCUCCAGAAAAUAAGUCACAGUUGUCUCCUAAGCUGUUGUCAUUACUUAUUGAAGGCAUUGCACAGAAUACAAAUGGCAGUGUUUUUAUUCCUGAGGGUGGGGGAGACCUAGAGGUUUCUGGAUCACCAACAGAGAAGGCAAUUCUUGUUUGGGGAGUCAAGAUGGGCAUGAAUUUUGAUGCUGUCCGAUCAGAAUCUACUGUUAUUCAUGUUUUCCCAUUCAACUCACAGAAAAAAAGAGGCGGUGUAGCAUUACAACUGCCUGAUUCUGAAGUUCGUAUACACUGGAAGGGAGCUGCUGAAAUAGUCUUAUCCUCAUGUACAGCUUACAUUGAUGGAAAUGAUGACAUCAUCCCAAUGGAUGAUGAAAAGGCUCUUCUUUUCAAGAAAGCUAUCGAAGAUAUGGCAGCAAGCAGUUUGCGCUGUAUUGCUAUUGCAUAUCGAUCUUAUGAGAUGGACAAAGUUCCAGUUGGUGAAGAGGAGCUGAGUCGAUGGUCAUUACCAGAGGAUGAUCUUGUUUUGCUAGCUAUUAUUGGCUUAAAGGACCCAUGCCGACCCAGUGUCAAAGAAGCAGUGCAACUAUGUCAAAGCGCUGGUGUGAAGGUGCGUAUGGUCACUGGCGAUAACCUUCAGACUGCUAGAGCAAUUGCUUUGGAAUGUGGAAUACUAGGUUUAGAUGAAGAUGCUGUGGAGCCCACCCUUAUUGAAGGAAGAGUUUUUCGAGAAUACUCGGUUGAAGAAAGGGAAAAACAUGUUGAGAAGAUAUUGGUAAUGGGACGAUCUUCUCCAAAUGACAAGCUUCUGCUUGUGCAAGCAUUGAGAAAAAAGGGACAUGUUGUUGCUGUAACUGGAGAUGGUACAAAUGAUGCUCCUGCAUUGCAUGAGGCGGAUAUCGGCCUUUCAAUGGGCAUUCAAGGAACAGAAGUCGCCAAGGAAAGCUCAGAUAUCAUUAUCCUGGAUGAUAACUUUGCUUCUGUUGUGAAGGUUGUUCGAUGGGGUAGAUCUGUGUAUGCAAAUAUUCAAAAAUUUAUCCAGUUUCAGCUCACAGUUAAUGUUGCAGCUCUCAUCAUAAAUGUUGUGGCUGCAAUCUCAUCUGGUGAUGUGCCAUUAAAUGCUGUUCAGCUUCUCUGGGUUAACCUUAUCAUGGAUACUCUAGGAGCAUUGGCGUUGGCCACUGAACCACCUACUGAUCACCUAAUGCAUCGUUCCCCUGUUGGUCGAAGGGAACCUCUGAUAACAAAUAUCAUGUGGAGGAACCUGCUGAUACAGGCAGCGUAUCAGGUGACCGUGUUGCUUAUUCUUAAUUUCCGAGGAAAAAGUUUAUUAGAUUUGAAGCAUGAUAAUGCUGAGUACGCAAACAAAGUGAAGAAUACAAUAAUAUUCAACUCAUUUGUGCUGUGUCAGAUCUUCAAUGAAUUUAAUGCCCGGAAGCCAGAUGAAGUAAAUAUUUUUGAAGGAAUCACAAAGAACCAUCUCUUCAUGGGGAUAGUUGCAGUAACACUCAUUCUUCAGAUUAUUAUUAUCGAGUUUAUUGGGAAGUUUACCUCAACAGUAAAGCUUAAUUGGAAGCAAUGGUUGGUUUCUGUUGCUAUUGGUUUCAUCAGUUGGCCUCUUGCUUUUGUUGGCAAACUGAUACCGGUUCCGGAGACUCCAUUGCAUAAGUUCUUUCUUAGAUUUUCUCGGCAUACAAAUCCUCAAAGCACCGAAACUUGAUAUUUCAAGUGGUUGAUCAGAACAAGGCAUGAGGAUUUACAGCAUUGCCUUUAAAACUUUCAUAUACGAAGUUAAAAUACAUAAUUUAGAUGUUUUGUUUUGUUUUUGUUUUUUUUUAAAGUCUCUAUUUUGCGUUUAUAUAGAAUGAGAUACGAAAUUAUACGGAUCUUUUACUUACAGUUGUUGAUGAAGAAAAGGGAAAAGGGCAGCAAUCCUGUUUUGAAGGAGUUUUGUGUUGUUUUAUUCUUUACACGUCUGCUUUUCCCGAAAACUUUUUUGAUGUUUUUUCAAACUUUAUUUUAUUUUUUUAUUUUUUAGCUUGUGCUGGUGGAUUGUGUUUGUACAUGUAUAUUACUUUUGAAAGUAAAUUAAGGAUGUUACUGUGGAUUA